AGUCAUAAAUAUAAUCAUCAAGUCGUGCUUCAUAUUUGCAAGAAAAUGAUAUCUUUUUUAAUUAUAAUAUUUCUCUUAUUAAUAAUAUAUAAAAUUUAUAAAUCUGUCAUUCAUGUAUCAUCCAAUACACCACCAUGCCUUCCACGAUUGCCAAUAAUAGGAUCUUAUUGGCAUUUAUUAUGGCAUGAUUAUGAAUAUCCUUCUAACGGUGUCAUAUAUUAUGUAAAUAAAUUACAAUCUAAAAUUGUUACAUGCUAUUUCGGUAGUUAUAAAACUAUCAUCGCGAACGAUUAUAAAAGUAUUAAAGAAAUAUUAACAAAACAAGAAUUUGAUGGAAGAGCGAUCAACGUAGAAAUUCUUGAAAGAACAUUUAAAGAAUCGUUAGGUAUCUUUUUUACUGAAGGUACAUUAUGGCAUGAGCAAAGAAGAUUUGCUCUCCGACAUAUGAGAGAUUUUGGAUUUGGUAGAAGACACGAAAUAUUUGAAACCAAUGUGAUGGAAGAAAUAGCAAUUUUAGUUGAUAUGUUAAAAGAAGGCCCCAUUAACGAUGAAGAAAAGAAAUUUUUAAAAAAUGGAUAUGCAUGUUUUCCGGAUAUCCUAUAUCCAUAUGUUACAAACGUUAUAUUGAAUAUAAUGUUUGGUGAAAGAUAUGAUCGUUCAAAAUAUCAUAAAUUGAUAUAUUUUUGUGAAUCUUCUAUGAUGUUUCAAAAAGCACUUGAUACUAGUGGAGGAGCACUUUUCCAAUUUUGGUUCUUGAAAUAUUUCGGAAACAUGUUUGGAUAUACAAAUGCAAUAAAAGGAACUUAUCGAAUGAUCAAUUUUGUUAAGGAGUAUAUAGACAACAGAAAAGACUUAGAUGAUUGCGAUAGAGGUUUCAUUGAUCGAUAUUUAAAAAUUUUAAAAGAAAAGAAUAAUAUAACGUCUACUUUCUCUGAGAAACAAUUUAUUAUGACUCUUGUCGAUUUCAUGUUCCCAGCUACAUCUGCAUUACCAAGUGCUCUUGUACAUGCAAUCAAGUUUGUAAUGCAUCAUCCAAGAGUAAUGAAAAAUAUACAAGAAGAAAUAGAUAAAGUAGUUGGAACUGGAAGACUUGUUACAUGGAAUGAUAGAAAGAGUUUACCAUAUACUGAAGCAACAAUACGCGAAUCACUCAGAUGCGAAACAUUGACACCAUUUAGCGUAUUUCAUAAAACUUUAAAAAAAACUACUCUCUGUGAUUACGAUAUUCCUAAAGAUACAUUAGUUGUCACGAAUUUAGCAGCGCUAAAUACUGAUCCUGAUUUAUGGGGUGAUCCCGAAAAUUUUAGACCUGAAAGAUUUCUUAAUGAAAAUAACGAAUUGUGUAAAGAUUUCACUUUUCCAUUUGGAUUUGGACGUAGGGUUUGUGCGGCUGAAACUUAUUCAAGAUAUCAUAUGUUUGAGGUAUUCGCAGUAUUAAUGCAGAAUUUCAAUUUCUCGUUUGUGGAAGGUGAACCGACAGGACUUAAUGAUAAACAAUCAGGUUUAAUCGUUACUCCUAAAAGAACAUGGAUUCGAGUAAAAGUACGUAAUACUUAAAGAAACAAUUCAUAAUAUUGAAUAUCAAACAUAGAAAUGAUAAGUUCAUAAUUAUAUAUAAUA
Messenger RNA from Apis dorsata (giant honeybee), 1620 nucleotides. RefSeq names its product probable cytochrome P450 304a1 (gene Cyp304a1). NCBI's taxonomy places the organism in Eukaryota, Metazoa, Arthropoda, Insecta, Hymenoptera, Apidae. Gene Ontology annotation, molecular function: monooxygenase activity; oxidoreductase activity, acting on paired donors, with incorporation or reduction of molecular oxygen; iron ion binding. The record is from RefSeq and is a predicted model, not a curated record. The transcript is spliced from 7 exons. The coding region runs from base 46 to 1557 and encodes 503 amino acids.